CAACCCGCUAAAGCAAUAACUGACCACUAAGCAAACUUUUCAAACUCCCUCUAAUUUUUCUUCCAUAAGUUUCCCCUUCAUUUUCCAUUUCAGUAAACCAGAAACCAAAUAUUUGAAUCUUUUUUUUGUUUUUAUUUUUAUUAUUUAUUUAUUAACACUCUGAUUAUACGUUACGUACCUUCAAAAAACUCGUCUCCGUUCGUUGUUUUUGCAGAUGUCGGUUUCGAUGGACUUAAGGGAAGUAGUUGGAAGCCAGGUGUGCGGAAAUGGAGUUUGGCAUACUGAAUUGCUUCCUGCUACCAAUGAUGGCCAUGGAGGUGUCAUUGUGGAAAUGAAAGAGCAUAUGGAUUCUGAAACCUUUGUUAUUGUGCUCAGAGCUUCCAUGUUGCAGUGGAAGCAACAGGGUAAAAAGGGAGUCUGGAUUAAAUUGCCUAUUGGACUUGUGCAUCUAGUUGAAACUACCGUGAAGGAGGGGUUCAGGUACCACCAUGCUGAACCAAGUUAUCUCAUGCUCGUUUCUUGGAUUCCUAAUACACCUAACAAUAUCCCUGCAAAUGUAACACACCGAGUACGUGUUGGUGCAAUUAUCCUGAAUGAUAAAAGAGAGGUGCUCACAGUUCAAGAAAAGAGUGGUCGAUUUCGAGGAACCGGCAUAUGGAAAAUUCCUACAGGAGUUGUUGAUGAGGGAGAGGAUAUUUUUAUGGGAGCUAUUAGAGAAGUAAGAGAAGAAACAGGGGUUGACACAGAAUUUGCAGAGGUCCUAGGGUUCAGUCAAUCGCACAAGACAUUCUUCGAGAAAUCAGAUCUAUUUUUCUUAUGCAUGUUGCGUCCACUAUCUUUUGAUAUUCAGAAGCAAGAGCUGGAAAUUGAGGCAGUUCAGUGGAUGCCGUUUGAAGAAUAUGCUGCUCAACCUUUUGCCCAAAAGCACGAGCUUUUCAAAUACAUUAACGAAUUAUGCUUAGCCAAGGUAGACAGAGACUAUGCUGGGUUUUCUCCAAGGCCUACAUUAUCAAUGUUCAGCGACCAACCAUCUUACCUUUAUUUGAACAACAAGGAUCUGGACAAGUCAAGUUCUGCUAACAACUCAUGCAUAAAUGUAAAAUUGGGUUGAUGGUACCAUAUCAUCUGCUAGCCUACUUUAUUCCUUCUUUAUAUAUUGAUCCCUUAAUUCUCCAUCCUCUUUCUGAUAAAAGAAAGGGUGCAGCCGUGACCAAAAGUUAUCAGUUAUUAUCUCUUGUAUAAUUUGACCAUUGAUUAUAUGCGUUUUGUCAUCCUUACUGCUGAAUAUUUUAAAGAAAUCUUAUGAAAUUAUAGAUAUAGAUCACCCUUUAAACAUUGAUUA
Messenger RNA from Gossypium raimondii (Peruvian cotton), 1342 nucleotides. Its product is annotated as nudix hydrolase 10. The coding region runs from base 215 to 1111 and encodes 298 amino acids. Gene Ontology annotation, molecular function: ADP-ribose diphosphatase activity; NADH pyrophosphatase activity; NAD binding. The transcript is spliced from 9 exons. Lineage: Eukaryota; Viridiplantae; Streptophyta; Magnoliopsida; Malvales; Malvaceae. The record is from RefSeq and is a predicted model, not a curated record.